CCCCUCCCUAAUCUCCAUUGAAGCCCGACGAGCAGAAAACAGAGGGAGAAAAAAGAGGAGAGAGAGAAAAUAGGAGGAAAAAUCUCACCUCCUCUUCCUCCGUUGCCCUGCUCGAUCCCUCGCGAGAAAUUCGCCACCAAAUCUUUCGAUCUGUUGGAUCCAAUCCGCUGAUCCAUCGAUCGGUUCAAGCGAGGGCCCUCGGUCGCCCGGGGUUUCGAUCCGGUCGGAGUCGGAGGAGAUGAAUGGCGCCGGCGGGAGCCAGCAGCAACAGCAGCAACAGAGGCUCAGGCAGCAGCAGCAACAGCAGCAGCAGCAGCAGGCCCUCCUGAUGCAGCAGGCGCUGCAGCAGCAGCAGUAUCAGUCCGGCGUCCUCGCCGCCGCCGCCGCGGCGGCCAUGACUCAGAUGGAGCCUGUUUCGAAUGGCAAUCUCCCACCUGGGUUUGAUCCAUCCACAUGCCGCAGUGUGUAUGUGGGAAACGUACACCCUAAUGUCAGUGAAAGCCUUCUGAUUGAAGUAUUCCAGAGCACUGGUCCAGUGGAAAGAUGCAAGCUCAUUCGGAAAGAAAAGUCUUCUUUUGGGUUUGUUGAUUACUAUGAUCGGAGAUCAGCAGCUAUUUCAAUCAUGACCCUUCAUGGGCGUCACAUAUACGGUCAAGCAAUCAAGGUGAACUGGGCGUACGCAAGUACACAGAGAGAGGAUACGUCUGGGCAUUUCCAUAUUUUUGUUGGUGAUUUAAGUUCUGAAGUGAAUGAUGCAACACUUUAUGCCUGUUUCUCAACAUAUUCUUCUUGUUCUGAUGCUCGAGUCAUGUGGGACAAUAAAACUGGACGCUCCAGAGGUUAUGGCUUUGUCUCCUUCCGCAAUCAACAGGAAGCUGAAACUGCUAUAACUGAAAUGACUGGUAAAUGGCUUGGCAGCAGACAAAUUAGGUGCAACUGGGCAACCAAGACUAAUGCAGAAGAGAAACAGGAAGCUGACAAUCAUAACACAGUUGUACUAACAAAUGGUAGUUCGAGUAAUGCAGCAAUGGAGUCGAACCAGGAUACGGGAAGUAAAGAGAAUCCAGAGAACAAUCCUGAUUUCACUACGGUGUAUGUUGGCAACAUUGGACAUGAGGUUAAUCGGGAUGAGCUUCACCGUCAGUUCUACAACUUAGGGGUUGGGGCUAUUGAGGAAGUUCGUGUUCAACAGGAAAAAGGGUUUGGAUUUGUAAGGUACAGUACCCACGGCGAAGCAGCAUUGGCUAUUCAGAUGGCCAAUGGAUUGGUUGUUCGUGGCAAGCCACUAAAGUGCUCGUGGGGCAAUAAGCCAACUCCGCCCGGGACAUCUUCCAAGCCACUGCCACCGCCAGUCGCUUCUUAUCAGCCCGUAGCAAUGGCCGGUGUGCCACAAGGCUUCUCAACAGCUGAACUUCUGGCUUACCAGAGGCAGCUCGCCUUAAGCCAGGCCGCGGCUGGGCAGCUCGCCGGACAGCACGGUCUCGCUGGUCAGGUAUCCGCGGGUCUCCUUGCUGCUGGUUCCCAGGCUCUCUACGAUGGCUACCCGAACCAGUCAUCGGCGCAGCAGCUGAUGUACUACAACUAGUAUAUAGGGUUAUUAUCAGAGGAAGGCGUUUGUAGUGCUCAGCUUGUUCCAUGCAAGCCUGGCCUUCCUCUCUUUUCGGUUCCUAUUUUCUAUUUUCCUGUACUAUUUGGGCGAGAGCUUUUCUUCACGGGAUUGUGUUUUAUUUUUAUUGUCUUCUCGUUACUGUACUAUUGACCAUUUUAUUGUGUAAUUUCGUUGGUAGCCCUGCUUAUUACUUAGAGUAACUAAUGUAUUCUUAUGUGGAUCUGCGAUUGAUUAAUGUAAUGCUCUUCUGUUCUUCCCCUGA
This is a messenger RNA of Lolium rigidum, 1871 nucleotides long. Its product is annotated as RNA-binding protein 208. NCBI's taxonomy places the organism in Eukaryota, Viridiplantae, Streptophyta, Magnoliopsida, Poales, Poaceae. The coding region runs from base 239 to 1585 and encodes 448 amino acids. The record is from RefSeq and is a predicted model, not a curated record. Gene Ontology annotation, molecular function: mRNA binding. The transcript has 12 exons.